Messenger RNA from Plasmopara halstedii, 1455 nucleotides. RefSeq names its product serine protease family. The record is from RefSeq and is a predicted model, not a curated record. Gene Ontology annotation, molecular function: serine-type endopeptidase activity. Bases 1 to 1455 code for a protein of 484 amino acids. Gene Ontology annotation, biological process: proteolysis. NCBI's taxonomy places the organism in Eukaryota, Oomycota, Peronosporomycetes, Peronosporales, Peronosporaceae. The transcript has a single exon.
AUGUUGCGGCGUAGUUUUCAAUCCUACACUUUGAUCUCUGUCAUGUUCACUUUAGUCGUAUCGGGUACUCAAACUGGAUUAAUUGGUGGUUUGGUGGGUACGAUCAGCGAUGUUGCCCCAAAGCUCAUUUCGUCAUUAGUUAAAGUUGUGAGCCCCCAUUAUGACCCGCACCGAUUUGUCAUUAUCAUGGAUGAUGAUAUCAAGUCCGUCAUCGAUGCUGUUGCCAACCCAAGCGCAGGUCCUUGGACAAAUGACGAGCGAGCUCACAACAUACAAAAUAUUGUCAAUGCUCUUAAGCAACAUGCACAAGAAAGACAAGAUCCAGUGAAACAAGUCCUUGAAAAGGCAAACUUUCAGUAUACAAGCAACUGGAUCAGCAACACAAUUGAAGUGGUGGAUUGUCCUACAAAUCUCGUGCAACAGAUUCUCGAUGUGACGAUAGUAAAAGAAAUCAUUUAUGACAUAAUCAUAGAUCACGACUCGAUUGAGUCUGAAAUUGAUGCGACGAAUACUACGAUUCCUAUGGGAUGGGGUGUCAAGAAAAUCAACGCGCCGAAUGUGUGGGCUUUAAACAAUACAGGACAGAAUAUUAUUGUUGGAAAUAUUGAUACGGGUGUGCGAAGUACACACGAAACUCUUGUCAACAACUGGGUUGGUCCAUACGGAUGGUAUGAUCCAAAACAACAGAGUGCAACACCUUUUGAUGCCAAUGGUCAUGGAACUCACACAAUCGCUACGAUUGCUGGUGGUAAAGGUGUGGGUGUUGCUCCUGGUGCUAAGUGGAUGGCUUGCAAGGGAUGUGGUGCAACAGGGUGUACGCUCUCCCUUUUAAUUGCAUGUGCAGAAUUCAUGUUAUGCCCUACAGACACGAAUGGCAAUAAUUGUGAUCCAACAAAAAGUCCACAUAUUGUUAGCAAUAGCUGGGGAAGAGGUCAAGGUAUGGGCUACUUCCAGCCAAGUCUUGAUGCUUGGCACGCUGCUCGCAUUAUUCCAGUUUUUUCAGCCGGUAACUUGGGUCGAAGUGGGUGUAGUUCAGUGGGAUAUCCAGGUGAUUCACCCGAUGUUCUGGCAUCUGGAGCCACCGAUAUGAACGACGUCUUGGGCGUCUUUAGCAGCCUCGGACCUUCUGUGAAAGGACUAAUCAAACCUGAUUUUUCAAGUCCUGGUGUUGACAUUCUUUCUGCUUGGAAUCGCGACGAUUCUGAUUAUAAAUUGAUGUCGGGAACGAGCAUGGCUGCACCUCACCUCGCUGGUACAAUUGCUUUGAUUUUAAGCGCACGUCCUGGCUUGAGCUUCGAUGCUGUCAAGACAUUAUUGAUUGGUUCGACUGAACAAGCUUUGCCAAAAGCUGUUUUGACGUGCGGUGGAACGCUGGAUGAUGUCUAUCCGAACAAUCAGCACGGACACGGCCGUAUCAAUGCAGAGAAGGUUGUCAACGCUGCACUUGCGUUGUAA